AUCUGAGACACUCACGUGAUAUAGAUCACAGGUAAGCUUCUCCCACGAUUUUGCUCACGUGAUUGAAAUCCUGGAAACCAUCGGAAUUUCUCCCCCUCCUGCAGGUAACCCAUUAGUAAUCUCACUGUGGCGAUCUCCGCCACCACCGUUGGAAUCUACUAUUAAGCAGCCUGUCUACCCCGAAACCUCAAGGAAUCACUUUUCACCACUUCAAGAAUCACUCUUCUGGGAACACAGCUAACCAUCCAAACCGCAACGAAUUUCUCCAUGUCCAUCGCAGCAUCUGCAGUCACCUUUUUGGGCCAACAGGCCGACCUCUCCAACCUCAAGCUGGCCAACUAUACCAUCGAUCCUUCGGCCAUUGGCGCCAAAGAAGUCGUUCUCCGUGCCAUUGCCGCUCCCAUUAACCCCUCGGACGUGCUCCAGGCUCGUGGCGGCUACGUGCCCCCUCCCUACCUCCACGACUUAGACGCCAACACCAAACAAGUGUACGUGGGCGGCAACGAAGGUGUGUUUGAAGUCACUCACGUUGGAUCAGACGUCACUUCCGUCCAGCCUGGUGAUCGUGUUAUUCCAUCCCUCUCUGGCUUUGGUACUUGGAGAACUGCGCUAGUAGCAGCCAUUGACGACCCCAGAAAAACCGCUGGCGGCAAGGUCGACGCUUUCGUCAAGGUGCCUGCUGACCUCAAGGAAGCUGAGGCUGCCACGUUGACCAUCAAUCCUGCCACUGCGUACCAGAUCUUCCACAACUACCACAAGUUGGAGGCUGGCGACUGGAUUGUCCAGAACGCAGGCACUUCGCAGGUCAGCCAGUAUAUCACACAAUUGGCCAAGAGCAGAGGCGUCAAGACUUUGUCGGUGGUGCGGGACGGCAAAUCUAAGGCAGAGUUGGACAAGCUCUACGAAUUGGGUGCCACCAGCGUGAUCGAUGAGUCCACUUUGUUGAGCAGCGACUUUGCAGCCAAGUUGAAGGAAAUCGUGGGUGACGGUCACGUGAGACUCGCUCUCAACAGUGUGGGAGGUGCCACUGCCUCGGCACUCUUUGGUGCCGUGGGCCAGGACGGGUACUUUAUCAGCUACGGAGCCUCCUCCGGUGAUCCCCAAGUCACUAUCAACACCAGCCAGCAGUUGGUCAAUAACAUCUCGGUGGUUCCCUACUGGUUGACUGGUAACUCCAAGCGCGACCCCCAGUCGCGGAUUGACACCGUCAAGGAGGUGAUCAAGUUGUACGAGCAGGGCGUGUUCCGGAUCCCCGAUGUCCAGGAGAUCAAGCUUGAUGGUGAUAUCGCCAGCUUUUUCGUCAAGGCCAUCCAGAGCCCUGGAAAGAAGGUGGUGCUCUUUGAUUAGGUA
This is a messenger RNA of Suhomyces tanzawaensis NRRL Y-17324, 1350 nucleotides long. RefSeq names its product Mrf1p (gene MRF1). The coding region runs from base 268 to 1347 and encodes 359 amino acids. Gene Ontology annotation, cellular component: mitochondrion. The transcript has a single exon. Gene Ontology annotation, biological process: fatty acid metabolic process. Gene Ontology annotation, molecular function: trans-2-enoyl-CoA reductase (NADPH) activity. The record is from RefSeq and is a predicted model, not a curated record. NCBI's taxonomy places the organism in Eukaryota, Fungi, Ascomycota, Pichiomycetes, Serinales, Debaryomycetaceae.